Rhincodon typus (whale shark) is the source of this 1987-nucleotide messenger RNA. Its product is annotated as E3 ubiquitin-protein ligase TRIM39-like. Lineage: Eukaryota; Metazoa; Chordata; Chondrichthyes; Orectolobiformes; Rhincodontidae. Bases 233 to 1639 code for a protein of 468 amino acids. Gene Ontology annotation, biological process: protein ubiquitination. The transcript is spliced from 6 exons. The record is from RefSeq and is a predicted model, not a curated record. Gene Ontology annotation, molecular function: zinc ion binding; ubiquitin-protein transferase activity; protein binding.
GUCAGCUUUCCUGCUCCUCUGAUGCUGCCUGGCCUGCUGUGUUCCUCCAGCUCCACACUGUGUUAUCUCCGACUCCAGCAUCGGCGGUUCUUACUGUCUCUUUAGAUUUAUGACAUGUGGUUGCUAAUCAGAUGAGCUAAGGAAGGCUCCUUGCCAGGGUCAAUCCCGCUGAACAAACCGGAAGAAAGACCUAAAUCGCCUCCCGAACUGUGGACGAUCCGGGGGAAAGUAAAUGGCUGCUAACCUAGAGAUUGAUUUGUGUUGUCCUGUUUGCCUGGAUGUCUACCGAGACCCGGUGCUUCUCCGAUGCGGCCACAACUUCUGCAGAGUCUGCAUCGAGAGAUACGUAGAGGAGUCAGAGGAACCACUGACCUGCCCUUUCUGCCGAGCAGAGUUUGAGGAGGAUUCGAUCUAUUGCAAUCGGCAACUGGCCAACGUGAUAGCCGGAGUGUUGGACCUCCGGGUCAGUGCCGGAGCGCAGGAUGGCGACCUGCAAUGUGGGAGACAUAGGAAACCUCUGGAACUUUUCUGUCAGGACGACAAACAACUCGUCUGUUUGAUCUGUGCACUCUCCCAAGAUCACAAAGGUCACAACUGCGUCCUGAAAGAUGAAGCGUAUGAGGAAUGCAAGGAAAUACUGAAAUGUGAAAUUGCAUCGCUGGAAGAGGAGUUUAAAAACUAUACGACAAUGCGCAUGUCACAGGGGCAAAACAUCACUCGACUAUUGGACAUGACAGAAAGCUUAAGAGAAGAAAUUGCAGAGAAAUUUGAAACCUUGCACAAUUUUCUGAAUACGAAGGAAUGUGCAAUCGUACAGAACCUUGCAGAAAAAGAAGAACAUAUUCUGAAACAACUGGAGGAAAAUGUUUUGAUACUUUCAAGAGAGUGUGACAACGUGGAAGCAAUAAUACAAGACAUCUCUGUCGUGGUAAAGUCAGAAGACAGCAACCAGUUAUUGAAGGAAUUUGCCAACCUUAAGAAAAGAUCUGAAUCAAUUUACGAUCCGAUACUGACGAGACCAGAUGUCAAUUUGGAUGAAUUUUAUGGUCCUCUACAGUAUGGAGCUUGGAAACAGAUGAAGAAAGUCAUUAAAAUAGUUCCGAGUCCAGUUCGAUUUGACCCCAAGACAGCCAAUCCUCGCCUUCGCAUAUCAAAUCUUGGACGUAAACUGAUUUACUGCGAAAUACAAUCGGAGCCGCCAGCAACUCCUGAGAGAUUUACAAACCACCUCAGCGUUGUCGCCUCGUCUGGAUUAACCUCCGGAAUUCAUUACUGGGAGGUAAAUGUGAGCGAAGGCUCUGACUGGUAUCUCGGAGUGGCCACAGCAUCCGUCAACAGGAAGGUGCGUGUCGUAACCAAGCCGGAGAACGGCUAUUGGACCAUAGCCCGCAGAUGUGGGGUAAAUUACUUUGCUUAUGGCAGAGAAAGAGUGAUCAUCAAUCCUGAUAUUAAUCUAGAAAUGGUUGGCGUUUACCUCGAUUACGAAAGAGGGAAGCUGUCCUUUUAUGAUGCCGAGGAUAUGUUCCAUAUUUAUACGUUUAGUGAUACGUUCACAGAGGAACUUUACCCGUAUUUUAGCAUCAAUUGCAAUGAGCAGUCUGUAGCGCCGACCUUAGAGCUGUUUCAUCUGGAUUUGUGAUCACCUCCUUUUGAUUCGGAGCUUCUCUCACAGUAAAAAAAUUGAGCAUGACAAAGGCAAAAACACUGAAUCUAGCAUUUUCCAACGUCAUCUUCACUCUUAAUUGCCCUGAGUGGGUUGCUUGGACAGCCAGAGGUUUUUCUAUAAAGAAAACAUAAGAACGUAAGAACUAGGAGCAGGAGUAGGCCAUCCGGCCCCUCAAGCCAGCCCCGCCAUUUAAUAAGAUCAUGGCUGACCUCUUUGAGACUCUGCUCCACUUACUCGCCCACUCACCAUAACCCUUAAUUCCUUUACUGUUCAAAAAUUUACCUAGCCUUGCCUUAUAAACAUUCAGCGAGGUAGCUUCAA